Messenger RNA from Cololabis saira (Pacific saury), 1241 nucleotides. RefSeq names its product beta-1,3-galactosyltransferase 1-like. Gene Ontology annotation, cellular component: membrane. The transcript has 2 exons. Gene Ontology annotation, molecular function: N-acetyl-beta-D-glucosaminide beta-(1,3)-galactosyltransferase activity. Bases 56 to 1192 code for a protein of 378 amino acids. The record is from RefSeq and is a predicted model, not a curated record. NCBI's taxonomy places the organism in Eukaryota, Metazoa, Chordata, Actinopteri, Beloniformes, Belonidae.
AAAAUGCUGUCACAUAACUGACGAGGGAGCAGGGCAGACCGGAAAGAUUUGAGCCAUGGGGGAUCCAGACACUGGUUCAAGUGGAAACGGAUUAAAAAGACAACUUGAAAGCCUGUGGGAUCAGAAGAAGCCUUUAUUUCACUCCUGGUUCAAGGUCCUGCUUCUGCUUAGUCUGUUGCUCUAUCCUUUGUGUUACAUGUUGUCAGACAGAUCUGUGUUGUUGUGGGAGAGAUUUCAGCUGCACAGGCACUACACACAACUCUUCAACCGGACCUAUCAAGUUAGACUACCUCCUUAUCAAGUCCAUCCAAAACACAGACUUAUAGAGGGUGAAAUUCACAAAACCACACCUGGAGGGAUUCAGUACCACUACGUCUACCCACACAACUACCAGUUUAUUAUAGAUAACACAGAGGUUUGUAAAAACACACCAUUUCUGGUCCUGAUGGUUCCAGUGAAACCAGAUAAUGUUAAAGCUCGGGAUGCAAUCCGACGGACGUGGGCCAAAGACAGUGUGGUUCAAGGAGAACAGGUGGUAACACUGUUCAUGUUAGGAAUUUCUGGCGGAAUUGAUGCUGAGACGCUCAAAAAGGAGAAUUUGCACCACCAGGACCUGAUCCAGAGCAACUUCAUUGAUUCGUAUUUUAAUUUGACAAUCAAAACCAUGGUGAUCAUGGACUGGGUUGCCACACACUGCCAGACAGCGGCAUACGCUAUGAAAGUUGACUCUGACAUGUUCCUGAACAUUGACAAUCUGGUGAUCAUGUUACAGAAGCCAGGUCUUCCCAAGGUGAACUACCUGACAGGAAUGCUUAUGUGGAACAGGCCAGUCGUCCGUUCAAAUAACUCUAAGUGGUAUGUUCCAGAGGAGAUAUUGUCUGAUCCUGAGUAUCCGACAUACACUCUAGGCAUGGGAUAUAUCUUUUCCAGUGAUCUUCCAGAAAAAAUUGUGGAGGCCUCAAAAUUUACCAAACCCUUUAAUAUAGAAGAUGCUUAUAUUGGCAUGUGCAUGAAAAUGCUGGGACUCGCACCGACUUCACCACCAGAUCCCUCCCAGUUCAAGGCUUAUAACACAAGAUAUGAUCGCUGUGAAUUCUCUAAGAUCAUUACCUACAUUCUUGACUCUCCUCAACGAUUGGUGAACUAUUGGAAAGACUUUAAAAAACCUGGGCCAUACUGUGAAAAGGUUUAACUUAAUUCUAUAUAUUCUGCUGUUCUGAAAUUCUUUAUUUCAGAUGGGA